Molecule: messenger RNA, 3763 nt
Organism: Cataglyphis hispanica
Lineage: Eukaryota; Metazoa; Arthropoda; Insecta; Hymenoptera; Formicidae
Gene: TP53INP
Product: tumor protein p53-inducible nuclear protein 2
Exons: 4
Coding region: 197-973 (258 amino acids)
Biological process (GO): autophagosome assembly; positive regulation of DNA-templated transcription
Cellular component (GO): autophagosome; nucleus
Source: RefSeq, a predicted model, not a curated record
CCCCGCUCUCCUCUCGAGCCCCGCUUCCUGAAACUAUUCCCCUCCGUUCUCGGUAAUCCCGCUUCUCACCCCCGCACAGCGCCUCGUAAUCGGUCGCCUAGCCAGCCAGCCAGCCAACAGUUGAAAUCAGCUGACGGCGAGCAGUUGCUACCACGGCUCCUCAAACGCGAUACUAUUCAGAUAUCGGACGAUCAGGAUGUUGGGCAAUUUUGUCGGUUACUUGUUCGGGAGUAAUUACUCCGGCACACAAGAUUCGCUCGAAGAGGAUCCUCGAACCCGAGGGAUAAUGCGGAGAUUUAGGCAAGUGGAGGUCGAGAAUGAUGAAUGGAUCCUCAUUGACCGAACUGUUGAGGGUACGCUGGAGGAGCCGUGGUAUGAAAUGCCACCGGCAGUGUUCACUCAAGAAGGACCCAUUAAAGUAGCAACUUCACCGAUGGAGAAUCUGUUGAUAGAGCAUCCUAGCAUGUCUGUCUACUCCGUCGUGUCGGGAACGUCUCCCCCUGUCACUCCGGACACUCCGCCCCCUUCGCCGGAUAGAUGGAUAGAUGGCCAAAAGGAUGUCGAUGUCCGGCAAACCACUGACGUUCUUCAAAACGUCCCCUCGGCGCCGACAGCUGAUCUCUCGUCCUCCACGUCCUCCGCGCUUUGUACCGUAUCUACGUCCUUGGAUAGCAGUUUAGACCGAAGUAACAUCGACGAAUUAUCGCGUAGAGUUGUCGCAGAAUUGCAAGCCAGCCACAACGACAGACUGCCCACAUCAGAUAGCAAUAAUAACAAAACUAAGAUCGGAAAACAGCUCCGGUCCGCUCAAGAACGAGCUCAAGAGGUAUUGCAGAAGCGCUCGACUCAGAGCCUGAAGAGGACUCGUAUGGAAAGAAGCAACAAGGCACGCCAGGCAAAAGGCAAGCGGCUACGUCGUCAGGACCGUUUGCGCGUUUGCCAUAGCGGUGCCAAUAACAACCGAAAAUGCUAGUCAUCCGAUCUCAAGUCAAUCUGUACUUAAACUUCUUCCUAAAACAAUGAACGCUAUGAUAAUUGGGUACUUGGUGAAGUUUCGCUGCAAUGAUAUUAUUUAAAAAAAUUAUCAUCGAAAAGUAACCUGAUCCUUUACUGUUUUGUAGUAUAUGCUAUGUCUAUUUUUUCGUCAAUAGUGCAAAAUAUUAAUCUGUUUGAUAUAAGACAAAGUUUUAGAGUAGUUCUCAGAUUAGAGUCUGGCCAUUAUUAGAUUUUAUACCGAAUGUGUGCGUGUGUAUGUGUAUUCAUGUGUGUAUGGUGAUAGUGUUUAGUAUAAUAAUAAUUGUUGUAGAGUUCACUCUAAUCUUUUGAUACAUCUUGCAAAAAUGGAUGAUUGUUGUAUACGUGAUUGUAAUUUAAUGAUGCGCCAAAUGACAUCUCGAUGACAUUUUUUUCGUUAACGAUGAAAAGAAAAUAUUUCAAGUCUAUAUUUAGCCUAUAGUUCGAGUUAAAUCAAUUAAUAAAAGUUGAAAAUGGUCAGACUCUUAAUCGAGAACUAGACGGCUUGAUCUGUCCAUUGUUCUGUCGCAAGCUGGAAUAGAUAACAAAGCGCUCUGUAAAACUGACAAAUGUUUGCAAUUUAUUAUAUAUAAUUCUCGAUUUAUUUUAACUAUUUAUUUAAAUGAAAAUAUAUGUGCAGUAGAAGAAAAAGAAUUGUUUGUAACCAAAAUGUGAGAUAGUUGAGGGACUUGUAAGAAAUUGCUGCUCAAAACAAUGAUCUCAAUUUGAUCAACCGAUCCGGAGUUCAUUAUAACGAAAUUUUACUCGUUAAAUACGUUCUUGUUCGCACAAGUGUGUGAAGAAGUGUGUACAUUUGAUGAUUAUGAUAAAACAUAUAUAUGUGACAUGUUUAACCCUUUCUAGAAAAAAUCAUAAACACAGUUUAAAGAAUAUGUUUGACAUUAUAAAGUCUUUUUUUAUCCCCUUUUUCACAUAAUAAGAUUAUUUACAUAAGAAUCGUCACAUAAAUCCUCUACAUAUUUUUUUAAACUCCAAGGCAAUCCAUAUAUUAAUGCAAUCAUUAUAUUAAGGAAUAAAAAAUAUAUUAAUCACAAUAUUAUUUCUAAUAAGAUAUAAAGAUAUAAAGUAAAUCCUUGUCCUUAUAUUUAUAAAAUCCUUGUCCUUAUAUUAUAUAAAAAAACAAAAAAACAAGUAAUUUUUAAGCUAUAGUUAAUGAUAUUGAGUGUUGAUAAAUCAGUCUCACGAAAUAAAUUCUUAUCAAUUUAUUUCAAUAAAAUAUAUUCUAGAAAAAAAUGAGAAUAUAUUAAUGUACAAAAUAAUUUUUUAAAAUUUGUGGCCUUGUACAAUUGACCGAAGCAAUACUUGAGAAACGUAACUUCUUGAAAGGGUUAACAGGGUCCUCGAGCAAACAAGUCACAAGGACGUAUAUCGAUAUCCGUAUAAUUAAAAGAGAUAUAUUUGAUCUGUCCAAUUUUAUUAGUUUUAUUUAAUACUAAAUUUUUAUUAAUUAUAUAAUUAAUUAUUUGACAUAAUGUGCGUAAAGUGUAUGUACACGAACCAAGUCACAAAUCGCACGAAGCUCUGAAUAUUAUUUUAUACCUUCCAUAAUCUAUCUUUUGGUUCUUAGUAAAACUAUUAUUAUUAUUAUUAUUAUUAUUAUUAUUAUUAUUAUUAUUAAUAAUAAUAAUAAUAAUAUAUUAGUUUUAUUUGUGCAUCUUACAUACAUAUAAUUCCUUAUGUCAAUUUAGUUUUAAAAUUCUCGGACUCUCACAGAUUCCUAGGUCAUCAAAUUGUUAAACAGUUAAAAUCCCAGGAUUCUGCUUAAAUUUUUACAGGAUAAUAUAUAUAUUUGAUUUUUCGUUUGUUCUUGGAUUCUGAAAUACUAGAAUAUAUUAUUAAAAUAAAUUGAAUUGAUUACAAUAGUUUUUUUUUAGAUCUGGUAAAUUAUAUUACAUUUUCAUAUAUUUAGUAAAAUAUUGAAAUAUCUAAAAUCUUUUGUCCUUUCUCUUUAGAUCCUAGAUUUUUAUAGCUACAACUAUAGAUUAUUGAUUUUUAAAGUUAUAAAUUUCAAGGAUUAUUUAAGCUUUAGAAGAUAUUUUUUAAAUAUAUUAUAUCCAUAGAUUAUACACAUGUAUAAUAAUAUAUACAUAAUAAAAAAAUAUUAUAUAACAUAGUAUAUGUAGUCAUAUAUAUAAUCACGUAUUAUAUAUAUAUAUAUAUGUAAAAUACAUAAUCAUAUAUAUAUACAUAUAUAUAUAUAUAUAUAUAUAUAUAUAUAUAUAUAUAUUUAUAUAUACACAUAUAUAUGUAUGUAUGUAUAUAGUAUUAUAAAUGGAUACAAAACGGACUAUGUAAAGACAAUGUGUAAUUUUAAUUAUUGGAUUUUGAAAAAUUUCUAUACCCUGGGAUAUUUCUGAUUUCACGAAUUGAUUGAACUCUUGAUUUUCUGAGAGAUUCUUGGAUCCUUAUUCUAUUGUCUAGAUAGAAUUGCACCUUUGAAUGAUAUUUUCGAAUUUGUAAAUUGUACGCUUAGAUUUUCAGAUCCUUGAGUAAUGAAUCUAUGUUAUUCAUUUUCCAUGGAUCUUUUCUCUUUUUUUUCCUCGGAUUUUCUCAUGCGUCCUUGAACGUUAUACAUACCAGGAUCUUAGGAUUCUCUGAUUGAUGCACUAUGAAAAAUGUAUCGCAAUUGUAUUAUAUAUAUAAUACCGUUUUAUAGUUGCCUAUUAUUAAUUAACAUAUUACGAUGGCAUAGUGUUCAAAAUAAAGGAUUCCUCUUGUCUCGAACAAA